AUGUCACAGUCAGACUCAGAAUGUCCUAAUUGUGGGAAACUCCGAGAUAAAUUGAAUGAAACUGUUCAGAAGAAUGUUGAGUUAGAGAGCCUCAACGAGAAGCUAUCCAAACAAAUCGAGACACUCCGUAUUGAAUAGGAAGCAAGCCAAAAGAGAAUAAGUGAGUUACUAGAAGAUUCAAAGAAAAACACUAUGUCCUAGUUCACUCUCGGGCUAAGCACCCUGCCUCAGUAACAAGAUUUACCUGAAUCUUAGGAUUAGUCUACUCCAGGUGGCAAUUUGAAAAAGAUACAAUAAGAAUUAAGAGUUAGUAAGAAGGCUGAAUAGUUGGCAAAAGAUAAGUUAGCUUAAACCAAGAAAAGUCUAGAGAGAAGCGAGAAGGACUUUAACAAGUACAAGGAGGAUGCUGAGCUGAGAAUUGAAGGACUUAAAAACGAGAUUGCUAUACUGCAGAAGCACUACGAUUAGCUGCAAGACAGCAUUAAUGAGUCAGAAAUGGAGAGAUCUUAGCACAACAGUGCCAAUGGAGACAAGAGUAAUGGACUCAUUAAGAUUAUUGAAGAGUACUCUAAGCAGUCUGAACAAAAGAGCAAGGAAAUCGAGGCUCUUAUUGCUAGAAUAGACAAGAAGUAAGGCAAGUUGGAUGAACUCAAGAAGAACAAGCUUGAAACUGACUCCAAAAUGAUUAAGCUAAAGAGCUCUCUAGAUAACGUGAAGACCUUCUUAAGACUCCUAAACAAUAACUAUAUGAAAACCAUGAAACAGCAAAGCCAAAGUCUGAAAGAGCAGUUUACUAUUUAUCAGGCCGAGUAUCAAAAGGAGAUAUAAUCAGAGAAGGAGUUGAAGGAUAUAAUCACAGCUGAGAAGCAAAAAUCACUUCAAUUAGAGAACAAACUCGAGCAAAUAUAGAAAGAGUUCACAGCAACUUUUGGCCAGGCUAAGCAAGAUUAUGAGCAGAAUAUGUCAAACCAGAAGGAGACCUUAAACAAAAAGAUCUUAAACCUUAAGGAAAAGGUCAGCUAACUCAGCACUCAAUAGCAGAGUGAAGGUGAUCAGAAGAAUCAACUUAAGGACUAAUAUACACUGAGGAUAUAGUAACUAGAGAAAGACAACGAGCUUUUAUCAAUUAAGAUGAAAUCUGAGUAGGAUAAAAAUUAGAUUUAAAUUUCUGAGCUUAACAAAGAUUUGACCAAUAAGCAGGCUAUCAUAACUGACUUGAAGGAGAAGAAAAACAGUCUCUAGAGUAAGUACGAAGAGCUAGCUAAUAAGUAUCAAUCUGAUUUACAAAAGCUGAGAGACAAACUAGAGGAGGAGAAGAAUCAGUGGAUCUUAAGAGAAACAGGAGUUUAGAGGACCAGAGAGAACGAAAGGAUACAGGAGAUUAAAAGUCUUUAUGAAGUGAAGUCAAAGGAAAAAGAGGAUGAGAUCAAUAGGUACAGAGACCAUAUCUCCAAGAUUGAAGCUGAAUUGACCAGCAUUAAGCUUGUAAACUUGAAGCAGGUAGAUGGGGUUAUGGAUGAAAGAAUGGAACUUGAGAAGAAUCUCAUCUUGUUUAAAACGCAAGUCACUGAUCUUGAGAGAAAAUAAUCAGAACUAAAUGCUAAAAUCAAUAAGCAUAAAGAAAAGAAAUAGCAAUAAUAGGAAAAGAUAGAACUACAAGCUAAAGAAAUUUAAAAUAACUAAAGCGAGUUAAAAUCUUUGACUAUUAAAAAUUAAGAUCUUAAGACAGCUAAUGAGAAAAUUAAUGAAUAGUUGACUAAAUAAAACUCAGCCAAACUUGACCUUCAGGCCUAGAAUGAAAUUCUCAAAGAAAAAUUAGUCUAACUUGAUAACUAAUUUGAUCAAGUGAGAUUUGACCUUAAUGAUGAGGUGAAGGAUAAAGAAAGCCAUAUUGAAAGACUUACCAUAUAAAUCAAAUAGCAUGAAAAAUCCAUCCAUUAAUUAAAGACUGAGUUGAAUGCUGCUAAACAAGAGAAAGAAAACUCUUUAUAGUUGAAUCAGUAAUAUGAAUCCCAAAUAUAGUAAGCUCGUUAAGAGAAGCUGAGUCUAUUUGACUAAAUUUAAGCAUUACAAGAAAACCUUUCAUAGAUCUAGCAAUAGAAUAUCACUUUAUAGACUUAGUAGUAAUAAUAAGUAGCAGAGCCUCCAAAGGAGAAGAAGAAGCGAGUAGUAAAAAAGAAGAAGACAUCUGAAUUUUCAACCUAAACUGAGCUAGUGCAAUAAGCUGAUUGUGAAAUCUAAACUGAAAAUCUUUCAGAAAUUGUAAAAGAAAUUGUAAGAGAGAGCAGAGAAGAGCCGGCCUAACCUCCCAAGCUGAAUUCUCCUGUGAUAAGAGGAGAGUAUAUGGAGGAAAGCCAGGAGAGAAAGAUAGAGAGAAUCAUUGACCAACCUGAUAUGGCUAUGAGAGGACCAUAGUUCGGAAACCCAAGAAUGCUUCCACCAAAUUAAAUGGGAAGAGGUAGAGGUGGAAUUUAACCAAGACCUCAAAUGAGUCAGCCAAGACCCAGAGCUCCAUUUGGUAUGGUCUAAUAACAAAGACCAGCAUUCUAAUAACAAGAAUAGCCAUUCUAGUAAAAUGAAUAAAUUUAGCCAUAGGUUUAAGAAAUCAAAAAUUAGACUCCUGGUUAAGAAAAUGAUUUGAUCAAGCAACAAAUUCCCGUAUAGGAAGAGCAAAGAUUCCAGCCAGCUCCAGUAAGAUAAGAAAUUCAAAGAGAAGAAUUUAAGGUUCAUCAUUAAUAGCAAGCGCUACCUCAAAUCACCUAGAACUAGAAAUAACCAGAUGAAAUACUUACACAAAGAUCAGAGGUUAGACAAGAAAUCCAGGAGGAGAUCAAAUAAGCUCCAAAGACAUAGAUACAAGAAGAGGAGAAGUCAGCUCCACCUACAUAGCCUCCUUAGAAUAACAAUUAGCCAAUCAUGUAAUAAAACACGAACCAGCAGCCAUUAUUGGAUCUGAGAAACAAUAGGUUCUUUGGAAUGAUCAAUGGUUUCAUUGGGUUCCUGACUAGAAGAAAGUAAGGAUAUACUGGAAGGCCAGCAUCAUAAAUGUUUUGGGAUGAGAAGAAGAAAAGAUAUGUGAUUGAAGGAGACGAUGAAUCAGAUGAUGAUAUUCCACCCCCACCUCCUCCAAUGAAGAAAUAAGUCGCUGAGGAAAAGUAGGAUGACAAGAAAGUGGAGGAAUUAAGCACUGUAACAAAUCCUAUGGAUCUGACUAGACCCGCUCUGCCAGGAUAUUUAGCCAAUAGAGGAAGAAGCCGAGGUGCCAGAGGUGGCUCUACUGUUGCCUAAAACAGAUUCCCUCAAACCUUUGGAAUGAAUUAGAUUACAGAAACUUAAAUUGAGAGGAAAUAAGAGAAUGAAAAGACUUAGCAGGUAGAAAUUAUGAAUAUAUCAGCUAAUGAAAGUCAAUAAAAUAUUGGGAACGAGACUUAAAGAUCAAUCAAGAUGGAAGAGCGGAACAAUGAAACGGAUUUGAACCAGACUACUUAAUUACAGUCAGACUAGAGAGAAGAGCAGUAAACAGAGUUAUAUAUGACAACCCUUGACAUUACUAUGAAUCAGACUUAAAUCAUCCAGGAGUAGUCGGAGAGAAGACAAGAGAAAAAAGCUGAGUAAUAAAAGCAAGAUGAACAGACUCAAAUCACUCAAUCAAGAUAUGAUGAAUUAAGAGAAUCCCAAUGGUUGGAUAAGUUUUCUUCCUAAUAGGAAAAAAUUAAUAAUCUAAAAUAUAAAAUAUCAAUGCUUCAACAAGAACUUAAAAUGCAAAGAGAAGAAAAUGAGUAGACCGUGGAGAACUUCACCUUGCUUUGCCAAGAUUUGAAGUUCAAAGGCAUGGAUGAAGUAGAAGACCUGCAGAAUGAUAUCUAGAUACUCAGAGACCAGCUGAAGGAAUUGGUCAAUGACAAAGCUGUUUAUGAAAUCAAAAACUCUCAGUUAGCUGAUUCGUUGAGUUAUCUUGAAUCUGAGAAUGAAGAGAUAAGAGGCGAGCUUAGCACUGCUAGAGUCAGAUUGAUUCAAGUUCAAGUCGAAAAUGAAAGCAUGAAGAAUUAAAUUAAGGAUGUAUAGUAAGUUGAAGAGAAAGAAGAUAAUUCCUACAAAACCAUCCUUGAUCUUUAGAGUGAAAACUCUAAUUUGAAAUGGCAGAAAAGUAUUUUAGAGGCUGAAAAAUUAUCAAAAACUAUUGAAAUUAAAGAUCUUCAGAGCUAACUAGACUUUACUCAACCAAGAGCAGCAUAACUAGAGAAAGAAAAUACAAAGCUAAUUGAGGAUCAAAGGUUAUUGCAGCAGGAAUUAAUAUAGCACUAACAAGAGACCUAAAUUAAGUAUGAAAAAGAAAAGGAAGCACUCAAGGAUGUCAUUAACAAGGUAUAACUGGAGAAAGAAAGAGUUUAGGAGCAAAACAGAGAAAGAUUCUAAGAAUAUGAGUCUAGAUUAAAGCAAACUGAAAAUGAUAAAUAGAAAUUUGAAUAGGACUUGUCAAAGCUAGCCAGAGAAAAGGAAAUCAUCAUAGAGCAGCUAAAGAAUAAGAAUCUUGCCUUAGCUUAGACUAUUCAAUAGAGGGAAUCAGACAUUACUUUCCAAAAAGAUCAGAUCAAUCAACUUUCCUCUAAGGUUCAACAAUUGAUAUAGAAGAGACAAAGUGAAAGUGAAUAGGCCGAAGUAAUGAUGAAGAAUUAACUCAAACAAAUUCAAGAUAUGCUUCAGCAGAAGACUUCGUAACUUCUAUAGUACGAGAACAAGUAAGAGGAGAUUAAUCUAGAGCUGAAUAAUAUGAACAUGAUUAGACACAAACUUACUGAGAACAUUGUUUACUUGCAAAAUGAGAUAAGAAAGAGAGAUGAGCUGCUUGAGACUUCUGAAUUUGGAGACUUUGAGUUCAUUGGAGAUGAAAUGGACAGCAUGAUCGCUCCAGAAGACGAAUCAGUCAGGGGCUAGGACCUUCAGAGCAACAAAGGAGAUGAUGAUGCUAAUGGUGGAGCAGCUGCUCUUUCUAAUAGACAUCUAUAAAUGGUGAGCAUGAAGAAGAAGAGAAAGACUUUCGGUUAAUAGCUUCAAAACUAACUAGAUGAAGCUAGAGCACAAUUGAAAUAGCAUAUAGAGGAAAAAAUGAGAGUGCAGAGAUAGUACCAACUAUUAGAUAGAAACUAUACCAAAAUAGCUGAAGGACUUUAAGAUAUUAAUUAGAUCUUGGAUUAAUAGUAAUAGAACUGUGGAAUCAACCCAUCCAACUUUGAAUAGUCCUCAUAGCUUUAUCAAGAAGAGGAGACAAAAGUGUCUGAUGAAAAAAAUGCAAGCAUCAAGGAUGACAGUUUGAUUAUGAAGGGUGCUAAGAUGGAUGAAAUCUAACACCAAAUCAUUCAGAAAGUAUUCUCUAUCUCAAGGCACUAUGAGUCAGAGAUCUCAGAGUAAAACCAUAAGUACAAGAUGAUAGUCAUGCAACUUGAGGAAAGCGAGAAUCUUAAAUUUGACAUUGAAAUACUAAAUGAUGAAAAGGCAAUGAUUGAGUAGGAACUUUUACAAUCGAAAAUUCAACAAAGAGAACUAGAAUUUAAAAAUUAGGAGCUUACCUAAAAAUCAAGCUUCAUGAUUAAGACUGAAGAAGACUUGAGAGCUUAAAUUGAUUAAAUGCAAUAAAGAGUUGAGAAGCAACAGUAGAGAGAAAGAUAAGACUAUGAGAAAUAAUUGAAUUCUCUCAGAGAUGAAAAUUUCAGAAAGAUCAAUGAGAUUAAUGAUAACUUUAACAAUUAGAUUCUACCUUAAAUUUCUCAAAAGAAUCAAGCUAAGAUUAAGAGUCUAUAGGAUCAAUUUAUCCAAAUGAGAGAAGACUUUAAUAAUCAACUCUAGGAACAGAAGAGAAUUUAAAGAGAGCUCGAGAACAAAAACAAAUCGAUUUUAGACUAGUCUCAGCUUUAAAUUGAAACUGAAUCAGAGGAGAAAUACAGACUAAAAGAACAAUUGAACUUCUUAGAGAUUCAAAAGCAAGAACUGGAGAACUAGUUAUCAUCGGUUAAGCUAGGCUAUCAAGGUAAAAUUAACUAACUCAACGAUGACAUCAAGGCUCUUAAGAGUGAGAUUGAUUUACAAACUAAGCAGUUCGAUGAGUAUAAGGACAAUCUUGAGAGAAGCUUUAGAGAAGCAGCUUUGAAAUUGAAAGCUAAAAUUGAUGAGAAAAAGAAGCAAAUGAAAGACAUGCAGACUAAGUUCAGAGAAUAAUUCGAAAUAGUUAUCAAAUCUCAUUAGGAGGAAGUAACUUAGAUAAGAAAAGGAGAUGAAGAAAAGUUAGAAGCUGCCAAUAGACAAGUUUUAUCUAAUAAGUAAACUGAGGAUUCUCUGAGAAGUGAAAUUUAAACUUUGAAAGAUUAACUCAAUCAACAAUUGAAUGAGUCAAUCAAAGUAUCUAGUGAAUAAUAAGAGGAAUUAAACAUAAAGCAUUAAUCACUCCUUAAUGCAAAGGAUCAGGAAAUUUAGUCACUUUAGAGUGAACUAAGCUCCGUCAAAACUUUAUUAGAACAGCAGGAAUCUGAGAAUAAAAAGCUGUAAGAAGAGAAGAGUGAAAUUUUAGUGGUACCAUAAGUUGAUGAAGCUAAGAUCAAGGAAUAUGAUGAUACUAUUUCUCAGCUGAAUAAUAAGCUUAAACAAAUUGAAGUGGAUCAGUAGAGUCAAAUUGAGAAUCAGUAAAACAUUACUAGAUAGGUGAAGCAACAACUAAGAGAGGAGAUUGAUAAACUCAAUAUUGAAAUCUCAGAACUCAAAGAGAAGUUAUCUUAAGCAGCAGAUUAAAAAGAAGAAUAGUCAGAGUAAGAACAAAAGAUUAAUGAGGUCGAAUCAAAGAAAGAUCUUGAGAUUUAAGACCUAAGUAAAUAAGUAACUGAGUUUGCUGAUAAAAAUAAGCAGCUAGUUGAAUAGAUUGAAAGACUGGUCAAUGAAAAGCAUGAAUUAGAGGCUAAAUUAUCCUAGAUAUCUGAAGUUAAUGCUUAAAAUGAGGGUAUAUUAGUAUAGAUAACUGCCAAGGAUGAGGAAAUAACUACUUUAAGACAAGAUAUGUAUAGGUAUCAGCAAGAUUAGGAAAGGAUAAUCUCUGAACUAAAUGAUAAAAUCUAAUAGCAGGAAGCUGCAAGCAAGGAGAAUGAGAGUAAAGUAGAUUAGAAUCAAAUAGAUCUUCAAUUGCAGAUACUAGAAUCAGAAUUUGAAGCUAAAAUGAAGGUGAAAGAAGAAGAUUUUGAGAAGGAAAAGUAGGAUAUGAUAGAGUAUUUCAAUGGGAGAGAGUCUGAAAUGAAGACUAUGACUGAAUAGAUAGCUCUGAAACUUAAGGGAGAUAUCAAGAAGCACAAGGAAAAAGCUAAGAAUGUGCUGAAUGCUCUUGAAUAAGCUCAGAAAGAUAAAGAGCAGUAGACUUAAAACAUUGAAGAGCUUAAUAACUAGAUUAGGAGACUGUAGCAGUAAAAGAUAAGUGUAGCCUAAUCGUAGAUAAAAGAGUUUUAGGACUAAAUAGAUGCUCUUAACUUAAAGGUAAAUGAACAGGACAAAGAGCUUAAAUAAUCUCAAACUCUGCUAGCUCAAUCUAGAGAGGACACUUAGAGCUUGCUAGAUUUCUGUUACUAACUAGCAAGUUUAAUGCAAUAGAAAUUUGAGGUAAUUGGAGAGUCAGACUUGGUAGUUGACACGAAGGAUGAUAGAGAGUCAUUCUAUAAUUUGCUUAAUCAGAAAUUGGGUGAACUACUAUAAAAUUUUGAAGAAGAUAAGAGAGCUUUAAGAUCCUUAAUGGAUGAGAAAGAGCAUCUAGAGAGUCUCAAAGACUAAUACUACCAUCAGGCUGAAUCAUUACUGUCAGAAAAGAGCGUUCUCCAAGAUAAGCUGGAGUAAAGUGAUGCAAUGAAGCUAGAGAAAAAAGUUAAAAUGAUGGAAGAGGAAAGAAGUGAGAUGCGAAGUGACUUUAACAUCAAGAUUAAUAGCUUCGUCAUGGAGAUUGAUGAUCUUAAAACAAAGCUAUCAAGGUAUGAGGAGCCAAUCCCAUAAAUUGAAUAAAGCGAGUAGUCAAUCAAGUAAGGCUAAGUCAACAUACUUGACGAUAUGUCUAUGUCAAGGGCAUCUUAAUCUGAGAUAGUCCCAACCUUUAUGGAUUAGAGUAAGAUGAGUGUUAUCAAUCAAGCAGCAGUCAACUAGGAAAAGAAACAAGGCAAUUAUCCAGGCUAAUAACAGAUCACUCAACAGCAAAAGAGUGGACUGUUUACUAGCAUUGCCUCGUUCUUCCUUACCGACAGUGAACUUGAUACUCAGUGA
Messenger RNA from Stylonychia lemnae, 8280 nucleotides. The record is from the annotation of a GenBank genome assembly. NCBI's taxonomy places the organism in Eukaryota, Ciliophora, Spirotrichea, Sporadotrichida, Oxytrichidae.